AUGGUGGAUCUAUUCCUUAACCGAGUUCUUGUGGAAAACAACUGGGACCAGGAUGAACUCAACACAGAGCGCGAGAUCAUUGGGAUCCUGGAAAACCGCAUCCUGAUGCUCUUCUUUGCAUCUGCGGAGUGUGAAAAGUGUCAGCAGUUUGUACCUGUUCUGAAUGACUUUUUUAAGAAGUUGAAAGAUCCGGCCUACAUUGAAUACCCCAAACUGCUCGCACUCGUCUACAUUAGCUUGGACCAGGCAGAGGAGCAGCAAGAGAGAUUCCUCAAAGAGCUGCACAAAAAAGUUCUGUUUUUGACCUUUGAAGACCCAUACAGGACGGAAUUGCAGACAAUAUUUAAGGUGAAGGACAUUCCAACAGUAGUGGUCCUUCGUCCUGACUGCUCGGUCCUCUCAAAUGCUGUGCAGGACAUCUGUCGCUUUGGUUCAGACUGUUUCCAUAACUGGCAGGAAUCAGCAGAGCUCAUUGAGAGGAGCUUCAUGCUUAAUGAGGAGUUUGAAAACAUAAAUCUGCGUAGUGCCACCGACCCUGUGAGGAGACUCAAAUACAAGACAGAGGAUGACAAGAGGAAAAAGAGAUGGUGGAAGUUAUAGGGGAAAGGCAAAGCUGAAAAAUAAUAUGAGGAAGAGAAAGAUACAGCUUGGGAUAUGAAGCGAAAGGAGGGAGAC
Monopterus albus (swamp eel) is the source of this 675-nucleotide messenger RNA. RefSeq names its product nucleoredoxin-like protein 1. The record is from RefSeq and is a predicted model, not a curated record. Lineage: Eukaryota; Metazoa; Chordata; Actinopteri; Synbranchiformes; Synbranchidae. Gene Ontology annotation, biological process: photoreceptor cell maintenance. Gene Ontology annotation, cellular component: mitochondrion.